AACCUGAAUUUCCAUUACUGAUUUAAGUCAUAAAUUACACAUAUUUUUUUACUUUUCCAUGAUAUGUUAAACUUUAGGAAAUUUUUUAUUAAGAUAUAUUCUUUUUGAUUUUGUGUAGUCGUUCUAUCCAUUUUCAUUUCGGAAGUGAAUUUAAUGUUAAGCUGUCUUUUUCGAUUCAAUUUCUGCCAAAAAAAAUGGCCAAUGCUAUCUGAAGAGGAAAUAUGCAAGCACAACAACCGCUCAUCAUUAUGGAUAGUUUCAGGGAAUUCUGUAUACGAUGUGACAGCCUUUUUGAAUUCCCAUCCUGGAGGGGAUGCCAUCAUUCUCCGCUGCGGCGGAGGAAGUAAAAAUUGUGCAGAGGAUUUCGCAUUACAUAGUCAAUUUGCACAAAGACAAUGGGAGCUACUAAAGAUAGGAGAAAUUUCGGGGUAA
Messenger RNA from Phytomonas sp. Hart1, 432 nucleotides. The record is from the annotation of a GenBank genome assembly. NCBI's taxonomy places the organism in Eukaryota, Euglenozoa, Kinetoplastea, Trypanosomatida, Trypanosomatidae.